This is a messenger RNA of Alnus glutinosa, 2387 nucleotides long. RefSeq lists its product as uncharacterized. Gene Ontology annotation, molecular function: protein binding. Lineage: Eukaryota; Viridiplantae; Streptophyta; Magnoliopsida; Fagales; Betulaceae. The transcript has 2 exons. Bases 197 to 2134 code for a protein of 645 amino acids. The record is from RefSeq and is a predicted model, not a curated record.
UAAAAAUAAAAAAUUGAAGGCAGUUACAAGUUGGCCAACUGAUCAUGCCUUUUUCACCUUGAAGUCAAGAGAUAAUAAAGAGCAUCUAAAAUCUUGUAUCACAAGAUAACUAAAAGCGCCAACUUUCAUUAGCCCACUCUUCCUUGUAUCUUCCUCCACCAAAAGCACAACCUAAACUGAAAAGACCCCAUCAGCAAUGGAUCCACCACCUCUUCUACCCCUGCCCACCGCCGCCGCCACUGCCACCAACAUCCAAGCGAACUACCCCGACUCAGUCGACUCCUCCCCGCGCUCCCGCAACGCAGAAACCAGCUGGCUCGACGAGCCUCUCCCCCCUGUCCCAGGUGCCAAGCUCCGACUCAUGUGCAGCUACGGCGGCCACAUCAUCCCCCGCCCCCACAACAAAUCCCUCUGCUACGUGGGCGGUGAGACCCGCAUCGUCGUCGUCGACCGCCACUCCUCCCUCUCCGACCUCUGCUCUCGCCUCUCCCACACCCUCCUCAGCGGCCGACCCUUCACGCUCAAGUACCAGCUUCCCCACGAAGAUAUGGAUUCUCUCAUAUCCGUCUCCACCGGCGAAGACCUGGAGAACAUGAUCGAUGAGUAUGACCGUACGACCUCAGGCAAUGACUUGAAACCCACUUCACGUCUGCGUUUGUUUCUCUUUUUCUCCAAGCCUGAGACUGCAGCCUCCAUGGGAUCACUCCUCGACGAUGCCAAGUCGGAGACGUGGUUCGUCGACGCGCUCAACCAUGCUGGGUUAAUUCCUAGAGGGCUGUCUGAUUCAGCUACCGGAUGCAUGUUAAAUCUUGAUGGGGUUCGCGGCAGUGAUUCUUGCAAUGAUUUGGAGGCUCAGGCAGCUGAUGAUUCUUUGGGUCAUAAUAACAAGCAGGUGAGGCACAAUGUUCAUGAUGUGCAUUCGAUGCCUGACUCGCCUAUGGUGGAGAAAAAUUCAUCAUAUGGGUCAUCUUCUUCGUCGCCUUCGAUGUCUAACCUGCCUCCUAUUCGUGUUCGUGUUGAGGAUCAGAAGGUUGGCAUGGAGGAACAGUUUGCACAGAUAAGUUUUGCGCCAAGUGGGUUGAAGCAAGACGAUUCGUUUGGUGUUUUGUCUGCUCCUCCUCCUCCACUUCCUACAGUUGUGGCUUCUGCAAGUACUGUGGCGUCAACAGUUUCUAAUGAGACGGCGAAUCGGGUUUCCUCCGAUGAUGAGAGAUCGGAUCAGGGGGUUCCGGUUGGGUUUCGAAAGCCUCCAUUGCCGCUGCAGCCAGUGCAUAUGAAGGCUUGUGGAGGUAAUAGUUUGCCUUCGCCGGAUUCGGUAGCCAGCGAUAGCAGCAUAGCAUCUGCAAGCUCUGUCUCGAAACCCAUGUCCUAUCAAGAACAAGUUCAUGCUGCCCAUAGAGACAACAGAGCCUCUAAUAGCCCAAGUACAAAGAAUGAGAUUCCUGAUUCAAGUUCCCAAACCCAACAGCAACAAGUUCAGGAUUCUGGCUACAUGUUUCCUCCCCAGAUGGAUCAACAGCAGCAACAACAGUUUCUUCAUGCCAGCGCACAUUAUAUGCCAGCUCCCAUGUCAUCUUACUUCCAAGUGUAUGCUCCAUCAUCACAGCAGCAGCAGCAGCUUUAUCACCCAUCCGAUCAGCAAUAUUCUGUCUAUCUAAUGCCCUCCGUUGGGCAGGCGCCACAAUCAUACAACAUGUCUAUGCAAUCUAACAUAGCUGACCAGACAACUCCACAUCCUGCCAUUGUUUCUGCCUCUGGAGCUUACAAGGAUGCAAUUCCACCCAUAUACCCCACAAAGACAACUGCCCCUGCUAAGCCGGAAAUGGCUUCUGGUAUAUACCGAACAGCCGUCGCAUCAAAUCCACAAUUUGUUCAAGUCCCAUCAAGGCAGUUUCAGCAACAGUAUGCGGGGUUUCAUCCAUCUCAGUCUAUAGCUGUUGCCUCAUCUGGGAAUUAUGGUUUUGAAUACACCAACAAUCCAAAUCAUGAGCAAGUGUACUACACUCACCAAGCUGCUCCAUUGCCUUCUCAAUACCAAACCAUGACAGCAGCAGCUGCUAUAGCAUUAUCAGAUGCUUCAAAACAGCUGCCUACAGAAUCUCUGCAGCAGAUCAGAACCUCACAGCCACUCUAAUUCAACUAGGCAAAUAAAUGUAAAAUUUUGGAAGGGAUAAUAAGCCUAUUUUGUGUUGCUCAUCUGUGAGGCAGAUAAUAAGGGACCAGGUAAUCUCCUUCAUUCUUCCAUGUAGCCAUUCUCGUGGGAAAUGAAGGUGGUUGAUGCAUCAGAUCAUAUGGUAAAAAUCUUGUGUUUAUAUGGUCAAUGAUCCAUGUAUAACUAACAGAGUCAUGUUACCAUAAUUAAGGCAAGGUCCAGGUUUUCAAUUGAA